AAAAACAAAUGUGUCGUGUGCGCUAGGUGAGCAACAUUCACCAUGAAGAUAAACGAGAACACGCUACUGGAGGGACACAAAGUUGUGCUGAUUCCUUACAAUCCAAAGUACCUGCCCAGGUAUCAUGAAUGGAUGAAGUGUCCUGAGCUGCAGCAUCUGACUGCCUCAGAGCCACUGACCCUGGAACAGGAGUACGACAUGCAGGGGAGCUGGAGGGAAGAUGAUGACAAGUGCACAUUCAUCAUCUUGGAUAAGUAGCAAUGGGCAGAUCCCAGUAUAGAAGAGGAACAAUGCAUGGUGGGAGAUGUCAACAUGUUCCUGACAGACUAAACAGACCUCUCUUUGGCUGAGCUGGAGAUCAUGAUAGCAGAGCCCAGUCACAGAGGCACGGGCAUAGGGAAGGAAAUGACACACAUGAUGAUGCACUACGUCUUGUCCUGUGGUCAUCAUUAGUUGGAGAAUCAACCUGUGGUGGAGCAGGAAAAAUAAUAAAUGCAAAAUCGCCAUGAGAAUGCAGACAGCAGUGGAUGAAGCUGACGCAGGUGUAUGGUUUGUUGUAAGAUAACUUGCAGAAUAAACAACGUUUAAACAGUAUUUUUUGUGUGUUUGUCAGGAAAAGUAAACAACUCCUAACAUUCAGUACUAUCCUAUGUUGACUAAAAGUAACAAAGGAUACAUCGCUCUGUUCUGAUUCUUUAGAUAUAAACUACAUUUGACAACAUAUGAUAAGCUGCGGUGCUAGACUUGCCAAAGGAGCUGAAAACUGUUAAUUCUUACAUGUAUCUCUGUACAGUAUUUAUUUGAAACCUCUCUUUAUUCAUACUAAAUGUUAGUGGUUUUAGAUUUUAUUUAAAAAAAAUAAAUGGGAGGAAUAAGCCACAGUUUUGCCUAAAAGCUUAAAACAUGUCUUGUAACUUUUCUUUUUCCUGUUUCUUCUCCUCAUCACACAGUAAAGCUGCCUUUUAGUGGUGGUACACAGCAUUACACCAAUCUUAACAAGUGUGACCCAUUACUGUCAACCAUUCAAAUGAAUGGAAAUUUAGUGGUACAAAUAGCAAUGUAUAUACAAUUUUUGUGAGCAUGUGUAGGAAAGAUUUGUACGUAAAAAAUGUUUUUGAGUGUGUGAA
Messenger RNA from Monopterus albus (swamp eel), 1127 nucleotides. RefSeq names its product N-acetyltransferase 9-like. Lineage: Eukaryota; Metazoa; Chordata; Actinopteri; Synbranchiformes; Synbranchidae. Gene Ontology annotation, molecular function: N-acetyltransferase activity. The transcript has 5 exons. The record is from RefSeq and is a predicted model, not a curated record.